AUGGGGUACAACACAUUUCUAGCCACCUGCGGCCCCGUCGCCGUCACCUCCGGCCCCGUCGCCGCCACCUGCGGCCCUGUCGCCGCCACCUGCGGCCCCGUCGCCGCCACCUACGGCCCCGUCGCCGCCUACUGCGGCCACGCAGCCGCCACCUGCGGCCCCGUCGCCGCCACGUGCGGCCCCGUCGCCGCCACAUGCGGCCCCGUCGCCGCCACCUGCGGCCCCGUCGCCGCCACCUGCGGCCCCGUCGCCGCCACCUGCGGCCCCGUCGCCGUCACCUGUGGCCCCGUCGCCCUCCCCUAG
Messenger RNA from Closterium sp. NIES-65, 303 nucleotides. The record is from the annotation of a GenBank genome assembly. Lineage: Eukaryota; Viridiplantae; Streptophyta; Zygnematophyceae; Desmidiales; Closteriaceae.